Molecule: messenger RNA, 168 nt
Organism: Helobdella robusta
Lineage: Eukaryota; Metazoa; Annelida; Clitellata; Rhynchobdellida; Glossiphoniidae
Exons: 1
Source: RefSeq, a predicted model, not a curated record
GGCAGCAUUCAUCCAGGCAGCAUUCAUCCAGGCAGCAUUCAUCCAGGCAGCAUUCAUCCAGGCAGCAUUCAUCCAGGCAGCAUUCAUCCAGGCAGCAUUCAUCCAGGCAGCAUUCAUCCAGGCAGCAUUCAUCCAGGCAGCAUUCAUCCAGGCAGCAUUCAUCCAGGC